GGCGUUUAGAAACUUCCCCAAACAAGCUCAUACACUGACUUUGGGAGAUGUCCUAACGGACCAGGGGGUCACUCCCUUUGAACAACUACUACCCACUGAAUCGCAAACGGGAAUGACGCGACUGAGACACGAGCAACUCAAACACUUUCUAAGCACAAAUCCACCACUAUCACAAGGCCAUAGAACCCACACUCUAUACGAGACCCAAUGCGCACAACACAGCAUCCGGAGGGGCCACAUAUCCUCCUUCUAUAAACAAUUAUGCAGACGAAAGGACGAACUCCUACCUACCUAUACAUCCAA
Pelobates cultripes (western spadefoot toad) is the source of this 303-nucleotide messenger RNA. The record is from the annotation of a GenBank genome assembly. NCBI's taxonomy places the organism in Eukaryota, Metazoa, Chordata, Amphibia, Anura, Pelobatidae.